Myotis lucifugus (little brown bat) is the source of this 2471-nucleotide messenger RNA. It is a transcript of the gene ARRDC2, whose product is annotated as arrestin domain containing 2. Gene Ontology annotation, biological process: protein transport. The record is from RefSeq and is a predicted model, not a curated record. The coding region runs from base 162 to 1382 and encodes 406 amino acids. Gene Ontology annotation, cellular component: plasma membrane; cytoplasm. The transcript has 8 exons. Lineage: Eukaryota; Metazoa; Chordata; Mammalia; Chiroptera; Vespertilionidae.
GCGGCGGCGGCGAGGAACCUCUGCCUGGCUCAGUAAAGUGCUCCCGCGCGAGCCGGGUGGGGGUCGCGUCCUGAAGCUGUGGCCUCGGCACCUCGCUCCGCCGCGUCAGGGAUUCGAGGCCAGGGUCCCCGUGCCUGCCUAGGGUUUGCAUCCCCGGCGCGAUGCUGUUCGACAAGGUGAAGGCAUUCGUGGUGCAGCUGGACGACGCGAGCGCGGGCGCCGAUCCCGUGUUCUGCGGCGGCCAGGCCGUAGCCGGCCGGGUGCUGCUGGAGCUGGCGGGCCCGGGGCGCGUGGGCGCCCUGAGGCUGCGCGCGCGGGGCCGCGCCCGCGUACACUGGAGCGAGUCACGCAGCUCCGGCUCCAGCACCGCGUACACGCAGAGUUACAGCGAGCGCGUGGAGGUCCUGAGCCACCGUGCCACGCUUCUCGGGCCAGAUACUGGAGAGACAACCACGCUGCCUGCGGGGCGCCACGAGUUCCCAUUCAGCUUCCGGCUGCCUCCGACACUGGUGACGUCCUUCGAGGGCAAGCACGGCAGUGUCCGUUACUGCAUCAAGGCCACCCUGCACCGGCCCUGGGUUCCGGCCCGCCGGGCAAAGAAGGUGUUUACUGUGAUCGAGCCUGUGGACAUCAACACCCCUACCCUGCUGGCCCCUCAAGCAGGAGCCCGGGAGAAGGUCGCCCGAUCCUGGUACAGUAACCGCGGCCUGGUCUCCCUCUCGGCCAAGAUCGACCGCAAGGGCUACACACCAGGUGAGGUGAUCCCUGUGUUCGCUGAGAUUGACAACAGCUCCACGCGCCCGGUGCUGCCGCGAGCAGUUGUGGUCCAGACACAGACCUUCAUGGCGCGAGGCGCCCGCAAGCAGAAGCACGCGGUGGUGGCCAGUCUCUCGGGCGAGCCCGUGGGCCCAGGGCGGCGGGCGCUGUGGCAGGGCCGGGCGCUUCGGAUCCCCCCGGUGGGCCCCUCCAUCCUGCACUGCCGGGUGCUGCAUGUGGACUACGCCCUCAAGGUCUGCGUGGACAUUCCGGGCACAUCGAAGCUGCUCCUGGAGCUGCCGCUGGUCAUCGGCACUGUCCCCCUGCACCCUUUUGGCAGCCGCUCGUCCAGCGUGGGCAGUCAUGCCAGCUUCCUGCUAGACUGGGGGCUGGGGGCCCUGCCAGAGCAGCCUGAGGCCCCGCCAGAGUACUCAGAGGUGGUGGCAGGUGACGCGGCAGCCGGGGGCCAGAGCCCCUUGCCUCUACCUCAGGACUCCGACAUGAGCCUCGAAGGCCCCUUCUUCGCCUACAUCCAGGAGUUCCGCUACCGCCCGCCACCCCUGUACUCCGAGGAGGAUCCAAACCCCCCCUCUGAAGCCAUGAGGCCACGCAGCAUGACCUGCUGAGUGGGAGUGGACACCUCCAGGGAUGAGGUUGCACAUGUGCUUCCAGCCCCCGUGGACAUGGGGAGUGGCUGGCCCAGGAGAGACCCGCCUGACUGUGGUUGAAGUUUGGGAAAUCAAGUCUUGGAACAGGGCACGGCUGUUCACACAGGACAGAGGAAGAGCCAGUCUGGCAUCUGACUGAGCUGGUCCUUGUAAGGCAUCAAAUGGCUGGUGCAGGAUCCGAGUGACUGUUCAAGCUGUCUGUGCUGGCCUGUGGACAGGGCUGGGUUCCCCAGGAGCCUCCAGUCUGGGAGAGACACAGCCGGGCACAGAUACUUCCAGUCUAGUGGGACCAGAGGAAGGCCUGAGAGAGUCCAGGGAGAAAUCAGGGAAGGCUUCCUGGAGGAAAGGGCAUUUAAGCCGAAGCUUUGGCAUACGAAUAAGCUCAGGAGACAGGCAAGCAAGAGAGAGGAGAAGUCAGACAAGGUCAAAGCCGAGUGAAGUUUGGAGACUGCCCCCUUCAUCUUAGUAACAGGGCUCAGAGGGCAAGUGCUUCCGUUGAGGUCACGCUGCAAGGUCCAGCAGUCGCGAGGGCCCAGGAAUGAGUCAUUCAGGGAAGCAGGUCCUGGGAGCUGUGUGGGACCUGUGGGUGGCAGGGGCAGCGGCUCCGGCCUUUGAAGGCUCUGAAAGCUGGAGAUUCUACCGCAGGCUGAGACCGCCCGAGGGCUUCUCCAGGCACGCAGACACGGAGCUGUGUGGCCGGGAAACCCAGGUUCUGAGCGGGACAGACAAGAUGUGCUACAUAACUUGCAAAUGAAAGCGUGGGGGCCUUGUUCAAGGAGGAUUAAGAAUUUCAAGAUAAUGACAGCAGAGCAUUCAAUCAGGCCCUGGGACAGAGGUCAGCCUGGGGUGACACAGCAGGGCCAGUGUGCUUCUGGAGACCCCUGUGUCCAGAGGGACAAAGCAGGAGGGAGUGGCUAAAUAAGCCCCCAACUGCAGAGUCCUGGCCCCGGCUAGGGCAGAGUCCCGGCCUGGGUCUCAGCAUUCCUAAGCCUUAAAUUGUUCUCUUUUGUACAAUUAUUUUUUUAAAUAAAAGUGUUGGAAGGAAGA